Molecule: messenger RNA, 4983 nt
Organism: Echinops telfairi (small Madagascar hedgehog)
Lineage: Eukaryota; Metazoa; Chordata; Mammalia; Afrosoricida; Tenrecidae
Gene: RHOBTB2
Product: Rho related BTB domain containing 2
Exons: 11
Coding region: 53-2296 (747 amino acids)
Biological process (GO): small GTPase-mediated signal transduction
Molecular function (GO): GTPase activity; protein binding; GTP binding
Source: RefSeq, a predicted model, not a curated record
GCUGAUAGGCCCCAAGGGAGAAGCAACAGGAGCCUGCGGGGGACCCAGAGCAAUGGCAGCCUGGAAGAAAGGCCAGUACAGCCCAUGGAAGACUUCACUGGGCAACAUGUCCCAUUUAAUGGAUUCUGACAUGGAUUAUGAAAGGCCAAACGUAGAGACCAUCAAGUGCGUUGUGGUCGGGGACAACGCUGUGGGCAAAACCCGGCUCAUCUGUGCCCGGGCCUGCAAUGCCACCCUCACCCAGUACCAGCUGCUCGCCACCCAUGUGCCCACUGUCUGGGCCAUUGACCAGUAUCGAGUGUGCCAGGAGGUGCUGGAGCGCUCCCGAGACGUAGUAGAUGAUGUCAGCGUCUCCCUGCGACUUUGGGACACCUUUGGGGACCACCACAAAGACCGGCGCUUUGCUUACGGGAGAUCCGACGUGGUCGUUUUAUGCUUCUCCAUUGCCAACCCAAAUUCCCUACACCAUGUCAAGACCAUGUGGUACCCAGAGAUCAAGCACUUCUGCCCUCGAGCACCUGUCAUCUUGGUGGGCUGUCAGCUGGAUCUGCGCUAUGCCGACCUGGAGGCCGUCAAUAGGGCUAGGAGGCCCUUGGCUAGGCCCAUCAAGCCCAAUGAGAUCCUCCCUCCGGAGAAGGGCCGGGAGGUGGCCAAGGAGCUGGGCAUCCCCUACUAUGAGACCAGCGUGGUGGCCCAGUUUGGCAUCAAGGAUGUCUUUGACAACGCCAUCCGGGCAGCACUCAUCUCCCGCCGCCACCUGCAGUUCUGGAAGUCCCACCUCCGCAAUGUGCAGCGGCCUUUGUUGCAGGCCCCUUUCCUGCCCCCCAAGCCACCACCUCCCAUCAUCGUGGUGCCCGACCCCCCCUCCAGCAGCGAGGAGUGCCCCGCCCACCUCCUGGAGGACCCGCUCUGUGCGGAUGUCAUCCUGGUGCUGCAGGAGCGGGUGCGCAUCUUCGCCCACAAGAUCUACCUCUCCACCUCCUCCUCCAAGUUCUACGACCUGUUCCUCAUGGACCUGAGUGAGGGGGAGCUGGGGGACCCCUCUGGGCCAGGGGGCUCCCAUCCAGAGGACCACCGGGGCCACCCUAAUCAACACCACCACCAUCACCACCAUGGGCGGGACUUCCUGCUUCGGGCAGCCAGCUUUGAUGUGUGUGAAAGCGUGGAUGAGGGUGGGAGCACUGGCCCUGCUGGACUCCGAGCCUCCACCAGUGAUGGGAUCUUGCGGGGCAACGGGACAGGGUACCUGCCAGGGAGGGGUCGAGUGCUCUCUUCCUGGAGCCGCGCUUUUGUGAGCAUCCAGGAAGAGAUGGCAGAAGAUCCCCUGAACUACAAAUCCCGGUUGAUGGUGGUGGUGAAAAUGGACAGCUCCAUCCAGCCAGGGCCCUUCCGGGCUGUUCUCAAGUACCUGUACACGGGGGAGCUGGACGAGAACGAGCGGGACCUCAUGCACAUUGCCCACAUCGCCGAGCUGCUCGAGGUAUUCGAUUUGCGCAUGAUGGUGGCCAACAUUCUCAACAACGAGGCCUUCAUGAACCAGGAGAUCACCAAGGCCUUCCACGUCCGCCGGACCAACCGGGUUAAAGAGUGCUUGGCCAAAGGCACCUUCUCAGAUGUGACCUUCAUCCUGGAUGACGGGACCAUCAGCGCCCACAAGCCCCUGUUGAUUUCCAGCUGCGACUGGAUGGCAGCCAUGUUUGGCGGGCCGUUUGUGGAGAGUUCCACCAAGGAGGUGGUGUUUCCUUACACAAGCAAGAGUUGCAUGAGGGCUGUGCUGGAAUACCUCUACACAGGCAUGUUCGCCUCCAGCCCCGACCUGGACGACAUGAAGCUCAUCAUCCUCGCCAACCGCCUCUGCUUGCCACACUUGGUUGCCCUCACAGAACAGUACACAGUGACCGGGCUGAUGGCAGCCACCCAGAUGAUGGUGGACAUCGAUGGAGACGUCCUUGUGUUCCUGGAACUGGCUCAGUUCCACUGUGCGUACCAGUUGGCGGACUGGUGCCUUCACCACAUUUGCACCAACUACAACAACGUGUGUCGCAAGUUUCCCCGAGACAUGAAAGCCAUGUCCCCAGAAAACCAGGAGUAUUUUGAGAAGCACCGGUGGCCACCUGUCUGGUACCUGAAGGAAGAAGACCACUAUCAGAGGGCCCGGAAGGAACGGGAAAAAGAGGACUAUCUCCACCUGAAACGGCAGCCCAAGCGGCGGUGGCUCUUCUGGAAUGGCCCGUCCUCACCCUCCUCUUCUGCGGCCUCCUCCUCCUCCCCGUCUUCCUCCUCGGCUGUGGUCUGAGACGCCGCCACCCUCUUCUGACCCUGCUGCUAUCGUCCCCCUGUGUCCUUGCCCCCCUGCUCUUCUGCAUCCCGCCUCCACCUGACAGGGACAAGGGGACCCACAUAACCAGGACCCUGAGGGCAGAGCUGUUCUGGCCAGCCAACACAGCUCAGUGAGAGAGGAGCUGGGCCCUGUGGAUCAGGACAGGGCCCACCUUCAGAGUCUCCAGGCCCCAAGCAGGGCAGGAGACAAUGGCUUGGAGGCAGAGGGCAGGGACAGAGCGAAGAAUUCUGGCACUUAUGCCCUGGGUUUGAGAACCUAAGGGUCAAAGGGGGAAAAUCCACCCCCCAUCCACAAAACUCUAGGGUUUGUAGAUGUGAGUCUUGGUCUUUGCUACGGCCAGGGAGGCUGCCCCCACUCCCAGUGAAAAGACGUGAGCAGGGAGACCUUGCCUCUACUACUGACUGUGCUUUUGCGCCCAUGGAUUUGAGGGUUGUCAAUGUUUGGUGGCCAUUUCUACAUGGAACCUACUGCAGUCCUCACUAGAGAAGUCAGGGUAGAGAUUAGCCUUCAGAGCCCACUCCAGGCUUCCAGCUCCUCGGGUGUAGCUGCAAGAGACCACAGGUGGAUGGGCUGAUGUUCUGCCAGCAUCCUCCCAAGGGCUGUCGGCAAUCCAAGCCUGCUAAAGGGUGACAGGACCUUGUUCAGAAUACCAAGCCUAGAAGCAGUGCCUCUUGGUGCAACAAGAAACUCCUCCCUUGCUCCUCCGCCCCCACGCUCCUUAAGCUCCCUCCAGUCUCCUUCAGACUUGGCUAAGGGAUGCAAGGGGAGCAAGUGGGGUAGGGUGAGGAAUGAGAAAGGGAGGGGGUGGGAGUCUGUGCCCAGCAACCCCACGCUCCUCUGGAACCUUUCCAACGCUUUUGGUUAGCACUGCUUUUUAUGGGGUGGGGCCAAAGUCCAAAAAAAAAAAAAGAAACCUUUAAAAAUCACCAACAGAAACUCUUCCCUGCAAAGAGUGAAAAACAGGAAAAGACCCUGUUAUAACUUCCAUAUGACUAAAGCCACACAAAGGUGCCUGUGGAGGCAAAGGCUUGGGGGUAGAAUCCCAGAUUUCAAUGCCAUUCGGGAAGAACUGUUGCCACCCUGGCGUGAGAGUACCCUGGCCCAGCUGGGCUGGCUCCCAUGGGCAGCACAAGUUCGUGGCCCCCAACCUGCUGGUGAUUGAGUGUGGCCUCUGAACACAGCAUUGGACUAUGGCUACUCUGUCCAUCUUAAGAAGCAGGUCAUCCUCUUUACCCUCAGAGAGACCCACAGGGUGUCUGCUGUGUGAAUGGUGGGUGUGGGCAGGUAGGGGUCAAAGUCGGGGUCGUGGACACCGAGCUAGAGUGAGUCCCAGUGGGGAUGGAUAGUAGGACAUAGAAGCCUAACCAUAGAGUGCUGGUUUGGGGCAAAGGGGGAAAAUCAAGCAAGAUCCAUCCGGAGAAGAGGAAGAAUGUAAGCAAUCGCUUGUAGAACCCGUGGGAGCAAAUGAUGGGUCACAAUGGACUCCCCCAUUUUUGGAUCUUGAACAGACUUUCAUUCCCCACUUUUUACACUUCUAAGUCUGCCUCCUAAUGAAGAGUGGCAGAGUCCGGGCAAACAUGAGGCCCUGGAACCUGAGCUCACCAUCUCAACGAAGAUGCUUUUAAGUGCCCUGGGAUAGAGCAAACCCUGAAACAGGUGACCCUUGACUGCAAUGGUUUUGUGGUGCCGAGACCAACAGAGAUGUGGCUAAAUCAUCUGGAUGAAUAGGACGUUGGGGGGGGGUCAAGCAGAUCUCAGGUGGCUGAGAGGCACCGGCUUCCUCUAGGAGUCCCCCUCCAGGGCAACUGGUGUGGUCAGCAGGUCUGAGAUGCCCUCUGCUGGUGGAUUGGCCUACCUUCACUUACGUUCAUAUUAGCUGGCUUCAAAGGAAAGAAUGAAUUUAGAAGUAGGGGCAGGAGGGAAGGGUGCCCAUGGGUAAGAGUAGCUCUGGACCCUGUGCCUUCACUUGGAGAAAGGAGUCAGAGGAGUCUGCGGGGGCUCUUGGGACAUGGGUGAGAGGGAGAGCAGAGUCCCAAAGAGAAAGGAACUAGGUCUCCCAGGUUGCUUACAAGCUGAGCAAUCAGAGCCCACUGAUUAGCAUGGAAAGGAGGCCAUUGGGGGAAAGUUAAGGUUGGCCAAGUAACUGGAGGAAGCAACGAGAGUGGCCACAGAACUACCCCAACCGUCAGGGCCAGCUAACCCCUCAGGGAUCCACUGCCCCUUCCCCAAUUGCUCAGCCAGAGCCAAUUGCUACCACACGGGAGCCUAGCAGCCCCAGGUGCAACCCAGAGAACCACCCUUGGAGGCUAUGAGGGAGCCAGGUCCACGCUGGUGUCUCCUCGCCUAAGAAGGGAAGGACAGGCAGUGGAAGGAGGGGGAGGAGGUGCUGAAUUCCAAUCCCCCCAGAACCCUGCACUUUGAAAUUCAGGGGAAGCAAAUGAGUGGAACACACCUAUGGAGGGAAUGUCUGAAAACAAAAAGGCGAGAAAGGUAACUGAAUUUAAGAGCAAAAAUAUACACCCCUAUACUGAUGUCAGAGCUGUUUCAGAGGGAGGAUGGGGGAGAAAAAACACCUCUUUUUAUAAAGGUUUCAUAUUUAAUUUGGUCAUGAAUUCAUAAAUACAUAAGUAUUUUGUACCUAA